CCCGGCGGGGCGGAGCAAGGCGGAGCGGGGCGGCCCCGCCGCCUCCCGGCCCCUCGCCCCGGCGCCGAGCGAGGCUCUUCCGGGCAGCGCGGCCAGGGCGGCGCGGGGCCGGGGAUUGCGUGACAGCGCCGCAGAUUCCAGGCCUGCAAGAGACAAGCUCCCUGCUGCAGGAUCAUCAUUUCCAGGGCAGGAACGCGCCAAAUAAGUCCAAGAGCUUUUGAAGAUGGCAGCAGAUAUCCCAUUAAAUAUUAAUAUCAAGGAGCCCCGAUGGGAUCAAAAUACUUUUAUUGGACGAGCCAAGCACUUCUUCACUGUAACAGACCCCAGGAAUAUUUUGUUAUCUAAUACCAGUCUGGAAAAUGCAAGAAAGGUUGUGCAUGAUUACAGGCAAGGUAUUGUGGCACCUGGCUUGACAGAAGAUGAGUUGUGGAGAGCAAAAUACAUCUAUGAUUCAGCCUUUCACCCAGACACCGGGGAGAAGAUGGUCCUGAUCGGCCGCAUGUCUGCCCAGGUCCCCAUGAACAUGACCAUUGUAGGCUGCAUGAUGACCUUUUACAGGACGACACCAGCAGUGCUUUUCUGGCAGUGGAUCAACCAGUCCUUCAAUGCUGUAGUAAAUUACACAAACAGGAGCGGGGAUGCCCCAAUCUCUGUCAGCCAGCUGGGAACAGCCUAUGUUUCUGCCACCACAGGUGCUGUCGCAACAGCCUUGGGACUUAAUUCACUAGCAAAGCGUGUCUCACCUCUGAUAGGGAGGUUUGUUCCUUUUGCUGCUGUUGCUUCUGCCAACUGCAUCAAUAUUCCACUAAUGAGACAAAGGGAGCUCAAGUGUGGAAUUCCUGUCACAGAUGAGGAUGGACAAAGGCUGGGGGAUUCAGCCAAAGCAGCUCAGCAGGCAAUCACCCAGGUGGUGAUAUCCAGGAUUCUGAUGGCUUCUCCUGGCAUGGCAAUUCCUCCCUUCAUAAUGAAUGCCCUGGAAAAGAAGGGCUUUUUAAAGAGAUAUCCUUGGAUGAACGCUCCCAUUCAGGUUGGAUUAGUUGGACUGUGUCUUGUGUUUGCAACUCCCCUGUGUUGUGCACUGUUUCCUCAGAAAAGUUCCAUGGCCGUGUCGCGCUUGGAGCCAGAUUUGCAAGCCAGGAUCAGAGAGAGCAACCCUGGCCUAGAACGGGUAUACUUCAAUAAAGGAUUAUAAUUCAAGGAAGGCAAA
Messenger RNA from Prinia subflava (tawny-flanked prinia), 1207 nucleotides. It is a transcript of the gene SFXN1, whose product is annotated as sideroflexin 1. Bases 224 to 1192 code for a protein of 322 amino acids. Gene Ontology annotation, cellular component: mitochondrial inner membrane. Gene Ontology annotation, molecular function: monoatomic ion transmembrane transporter activity. The record is from RefSeq and is a predicted model, not a curated record. The transcript has 12 exons. NCBI's taxonomy places the organism in Eukaryota, Metazoa, Chordata, Aves, Passeriformes, Cisticolidae. Gene Ontology annotation, biological process: serine import into mitochondrion; monoatomic ion transport.